CUCUUCGUCGGAAGAACCGGCCGGACGUCGUCUACUGCGAAUACCUCCAAAAUUCGGUAUUCCCAUUUUGCCCUUCUCCUUUUGUUUUUUUAUCAUCUUUCUAUCCGAAACCCUCGCGAAAUCUGCAAUGGAACCAGUUACAUCUGUUGUAGAUAAGUUCAAGGCCUUCGCGAAAUCGAGCGAGGAGUUCUUCAAGGACGUAGUACGCAGCACCACCGAAAAUCGGUGUUCUCGCAACCCGAUUGAAAUCUUAAAACGUUUGCAACGGGAAGCAUUUUCUGAUCUGAUGAAACUGAGGGACAGACAGGACAAGGUUGAGCGCAUGCUUUCCUUCUAUAAAUCUAGCAAGGGAGGCCCAUUCCAAGAAGCAAGUACACAUAUAAAAGGGGAGGUUGAUGUGGUUGGAGCUUUAUUGCUCAUGGAGAAUGUCGAUGAACAGACAUGCGACAUGCUGAUUAGAGCUGGAGUUAGGACUGGUGUCAGUUCGAAGUUCACUUUUGAGACGAUUGUCAGGCAGAAAGACGCUCUUGUAGCCGAAUUUGUGGCUAGGCACUCUAGCCAGGGUUUCCAUGGUGAUGUUUUCGGGAGCCCGCUUGCAUUGAAGAAAGUUAUGUAUUUGGCUAAUAUUAAUGAUUGGCUUUCUGCAAUUGCGAUUCCGGUUGGAGCUCAAUGCAGAGAUGUUGCAAAUGCUUCUAGUCCUUUACAGAGCCGAGGCCUUACAAACUUCUCUUCUUGGGCGCCACCUCUCAUUGAUCAAUAUCAUGGUUGUGCCGCUGGUUUGAUUGUGAAAGGAUCAAAUGUUGCGGCUUCUUUAACAGAGUUCGUUUCUUGGUUGGGGACACAACCCAAUUCGGUGGGUAUUAGGCGUUGCUUAAGCACUUUCGGGCAAUUCAUGUAUCAGCCAUGGGACGGAACCAAACUCACUCUCAUGGGUCUUCACCAAAUGCCCAUUUCACAACCUCAGCAUAUCAGAUUGGAUUCCCUCACCAUACCGAUAAGCAGUUUGAGAUUCCGCGCAGGCCCUGCCACAUCAGUGGGAGCAUCUCCGUCCUUCACCAGGAAACCAACAGACAAUAUCUCGUUAGGAUCUGUUGCUCUGAUGCUUGAGUCAGAACUUGACGAGAGUAUGAGAAUUGGGGGUUGGGUUGAAUUGCAGAAGUUGAAUCCAAGAAAUUUGCAGUGGGCUGUUUGUCUGUCUGAAUCACCUGAGGAUGAGAUGGGAUGGGGUGUGAGCACGGGCGGAAUAAUCGAACGGCCCUCUACUUUGGUCCAUUUCCAGAUGGAAGCUUUCCUGAAGUUCAGUUUCGGAAAGAGAUUCAGCUUGCAGCCAGGCAUUGUAUAUACGAUGAAUGAGAGAGCUCCUGCACUGAUGCUUCAUUCAAGUUGGUCUCUGUGAUGAUAUGUAAUAGCUAAAUGAAGGCUUGUAAAUAGCGGUGGGUGAUAAAGGAGGUGUUCCUACUGCACCAGGUCAGCCUGCUACUUAAAAAAAAGGUUGGGGCCAGACUGUUACCAAUGCUUUCCGCCAUUUCUAAAAUGGUGGCAACUUGUACAUCUUCUGUGGGGCAUAUAUCUAAGUCAUUUCAGACCAUCCAAGUUGUUGGCCCCAUUGGGUAUGGAGCGUGUUCCAAUUUCCAAAAAUACUAUGAUCAGAUGGUCUGAAAUUCUUAAUCAUCUUAUGGUGGCCUUUGAACUUGGACUGCUGACCAUUUCUUUUAGCUGUCCAUUUCAUGGCCACCAAUUGGAUGGUUCGGGUCUUUAGACAAGUUUCAUUUUGGGGUAUGCUCCAUCUGCAGUAGGGCCCAGGGAUUGGACAGUCUGCAUCAAUGCCCAUGAAUAGUGAUUGAGUCACCACCAUUUAAGAAGUGGUGGGAAGUUCACAUGGCAGUCUAGCCGUCCAUUGUUUGUGUCACUGUCAAAUCUCGAGAUGGACAUUUAUUUCUUUCCUCCAACAAUUUCAAAACCAAUGAUAAAAGCUUAAAAGGAAAAAGAAAUUGCAGAAUGAAAGAGAACUGUUACAUUAAUGUUCACCA
Magnolia sinica is the source of this 2030-nucleotide messenger RNA. RefSeq lists its product as uncharacterized. The record is from RefSeq and is a predicted model, not a curated record. The transcript has 3 exons. Lineage: Eukaryota; Viridiplantae; Streptophyta; Magnoliopsida; Magnoliales; Magnoliaceae. The coding region runs from base 128 to 1396 and encodes 422 amino acids.